CCUUCUGGCUUGUCUGCUCAGAUCCUGAGCCGAAAGUUGAUGUCCACUCUGAAGGACGACUACCCUAACCGAUACGAUGGUGCUGACCUGUCGGUUUUACGAGCAAAAGUUCCCCGAAAUGGAGGACGUGGUGAUGGUGAAUGUGCGCUCCAUCGCCGAUAUGGGUGCCUACGUCCAUCUCCUGGAAUACAAUAACAUCGAAGGUAUGAUAUUGUUGAGUGAGUUGUCACGUCGGCGGAUCCGCUCCAUCAACAAACUGAUUCGCGUGGGCCGCACUGAGCCCGUGGUGGUCAUUCGAGUGGACCGAGAGAAAGGCUACAUCGAUCUGUCCAAGCGUCGAGUUAGUCCCGAGGACAUUGAACGAUGCACAGAGAUCUUCUCCAAGGCCAAGGCUGUGAACUCGAUUCUGCGACACGUGGCCUCCAUUCUGGGCUACAAGUCUAACGAGGAGUUGGAAGCCCUGUAUCAAAAGACCGCUUGGCAUUUCGAGGCCAAGACCAAGAAAAAGGGCUCCAGCUAUGACUUCUUCAAGCAGGCCGUCCAGGAUCCAAGCAUGUUGGACGAAUGCGGUCUGGAUGAGAACACCAAGACCACGCUGCUCGAAAACAUACAACAGAAACUCACCCAACAAGCCGUGAAAAUACGGGCUGAUAUCGAGGUCACCUGCUACACCUAUGAAGGCAUUGAUGCCAUCAAGGAAGCUUUGCGCGCCGGAAUUGCCGUUGGAACUGAGGAGGUUCCCAUUCGCAUCAAUCUGAUUGCCCCGCCUUUGUACGUGAUGACCACCUCCACUCCGGAGAAGCAAGACGGUCUGAAGCUCAUGGAGGAAGCUUGUGAGGCUAUCAAGAGUAAAAUCACGGAGUGCGGCGGCGUGUUCAACAUUCAAAUGGCUCCCAAGGUGGUCACGGCCACAGAUGAGGCCGAUUUGGCCAAACAGAUGGAGAGAGCCGAACUGGAAAAUGCCGAGGUGUCGGGUGACGACGAUGACGAGGAUGAAGAUGGCCGUGGAGCGAAGAUAUCGGGCGAGGGUGAAGAUGACAAAUCUGGGAAGGAGGACGACGACGAGGAUGAGGACUAAGCCAAGAACGCAGUGUACUUCCUCUCCCCCUUCCAUUUCCCCCGAAGCAAGCGCCUUUUAUAUAAUGUUUAUGAAGUGUAAAGAACCGUUGGACAAAUACACCUACAUGAGCUUUGGAUA
Tigriopus californicus is the source of this 1198-nucleotide messenger RNA. RefSeq names its product eukaryotic translation initiation factor 2 subunit 1-like (gene eIF2alpha). Gene Ontology annotation, cellular component: multi-eIF complex; eukaryotic 48S preinitiation complex; eukaryotic translation initiation factor 2 complex. The record is from RefSeq and is a predicted model, not a curated record. Lineage: Eukaryota; Metazoa; Arthropoda; Copepoda; Harpacticoida; Harpacticidae. Bases 77 to 1078 code for a protein of 333 amino acids. The transcript has 5 exons. Gene Ontology annotation, molecular function: RNA binding; translation initiation factor activity; ribosome binding.